AUGACUUCUCAGCAGGCGGCCUACAUGGAACAGAGCAGGGCGCCUUUGGUGCAGGGUGUUAUGUGGACGAUGUCGAUAGUUCCCCUGUUUUUUGUUUGUGGUCGUUUAUAUGUGCGAGUAUGCUUGAAGCGGGUUUUUGGCUGGGAUGAUUUCAUCAUUAUUGUUGCCAUUUGUCUCCUUAUCGCAUACGCCGCUGUAUGUCAUGCCGCUACACAAGUGGGUCUUGGAAGCCAUCUGAUUGUUGUGGAAGAAAACCCGAACAAUCUUAUAUCUGUGGCCUUGCUAUGUGACAUAGGCGAAGUUUUGGCAAUCAUGGCGUGUACAUUGGGGAAAACAUCAUUUGCAGUGACACUCAUGCGAAUUGUGGUGAAGAGAUGGAUGGUGGUAUUACUAUGGUUUGUGAUUAUCACUAUGAAUCUGGUCAACAUCUUGACUGCAUUCUUUGUGUUUUUGCAAUGCAAAGACCCUCGGCAUCUGUGGAAUCCUACAAUUCCUUCCAAGUGCUGGCCUGCGGAUGUUUUUACUAACUAUUCGCUUUUUGUGGGAGCAUACUCUGGUGCUCAAGACUUUGUCCUAGCUCUUCUCCCUUGGACAAUUGUCUGGAAUUUGCAAAUGAAGAAAAAGGAGAAGUUUGGCGUGGCAUUCGCCAUGAGUCUAGGUGUAUUUGCCGGUGCAGCUGCCAUCGUCAAAACAACCUACCUUGUCGCGCUUUCAGCCAAAGCUGACUUUACAUGGGAACUCGCCCCAUUACUCUAUUGGGCUGCCGUCGAAGAUGGCCUAGCCAUCACAGCCGCCUCAAUUCCAGCACUAAAACCUCUAUUAGUGCGCAUGUUUCCAAGCUCACCAGGUGACAGCUAUAACAUGAUCUCCUACCCGCCAAAACCGCGUGGGAGGAAUGUUUUUGAUCCUUCCCAGGGAGAGACGCAGACGGAUAUUAGGCAGGGUAGUCUUCGUGAUAUGGGGAGUCAGACUGCUAUUAUUGAGCCUCAGACGCCUGGGAAAGAGAAUGAAAAUAUCAAUCUUAGGACGGAGGUUUCUGUUAGGUAUACUCGGUCUCCAUGA
Molecule: messenger RNA, 1062 nt
Organism: Penicillium pulvis
Lineage: Eukaryota; Fungi; Ascomycota; Eurotiomycetes; Eurotiales; Aspergillaceae
Exons: 5
Coding region: 1-1062 (353 amino acids)
Source: RefSeq, a predicted model, not a curated record